Cydia splendana is the source of this 2528-nucleotide messenger RNA. RefSeq lists its product as uncharacterized. NCBI's taxonomy places the organism in Eukaryota, Metazoa, Arthropoda, Insecta, Lepidoptera, Tortricidae. The record is from RefSeq and is a predicted model, not a curated record. The transcript is spliced from 2 exons. The coding region runs from base 51 to 1592 and encodes 513 amino acids.
UAUAGCGUAAAAUGCCAUAAUAAAACAUCCAAUACCAUUGUUACAGAACGAUGACGGUGAAGAAGACCACCCGCAGCGGCGGUUUCGCUGCGUGCGUCGCGCGACAGAAGCUCCACAACAACAACCAGUUCGACAUCCUCACCAUCAAGCCUACCAACCCCUCCACCUACAACAUCGUCGUCGGCUUCAACGAGAAAGACCAACUCCAACUCCUCACAAAGGACGACGAAUUCAUAAAAGAAUUUUCUGAACUCAAAAACAAAUACGAAAACAUCUCCAUCGACGACAUAACGAAUUGCGUCAACGUCGAAAACUACCCUAACUGCGAGAACACUCUAGUCUUUUACGUAACCAAAAACCUGACGAAAGAAGCGAUAGCCCUCAAAUUCGAAAACGAGCAGGACUUUAAAAGGAUAUACUUUACGUACAAAUAUUUCAAAAUGCGUAAUCGACUGACGAACAAUGCCAACAAUUACGCGAGUAGCGAUAAUUUGUUUUCGAAAAAGAAGACGUACGAGAUAUUUAAGAAUAGGAAAAAUAGUAUCGACGAUUAUAGUUUCGAGAAGAGUCGAGCGGAGUUCGAUUUAAUGCAGACAACCGAUAACGACCUGACGUACAUGACGGUGCAGCAGAAGAAUUACAAUUCCCGAUUCGAUCAGCCGAUGAGUCUCAUAGACAUCAGGAGCGAAGAGCCGGGCGAAAUCGACAGUGUCAUAUAUACUAACGUAGACAUACCAGCCAAACCCGAGAGGAAAAGGCUGUUCCAUAAAAAACCUAAAGCACCACCUCCACCAGUACCUACAAAUAAUAAAGAUAAUCAAACGAAAGUACUUAAAGGAGAAUUCGUUAGAGUGAAUGUUGAAAGAGUUCCGGAUGUGGUUCCUAAGGAUAACAAACAGAGCAAAGUCCCUGAUAUCCUCAUGUUUAGAGAUAGUAAACCUAAGAAGAAUGGUGCCAGCAAUUUGUGGUCGGCCAGUAAUAAAGUGGCGACUGGGUACGAGUCAGACCGCGAAGAAUGGCGGAGCAGCCGCUCGCAGUUCUCCACCACCGCGUUCGACAGCCUCGCCCGCCCCACCAAGAUGGCCAUGGCGCUCACCCUCCGGAAACCCCCCAGGAUCGACCCCGUGCCCCAAUACUACCGGCUGGCCAGCGACCCCAAGCCUAAACUCACCCCUCUACCCUUCAGGCCUAACAACUUCCUCCAAAGACCACCCAGGCUCCCAAGACCAACCACCGAAAUCAAAAGAAACAUCAACCUAACCACAGACCCUCGCAAAUACGCGUCGCUGCAAAACCUCGACUUACCCAUAAAGUUAAGCGAGAAGAGCAAAACCGAGCCGAAGAAAACCAACUAUUCCAACAUAUCACAUCGGAUCACAGGCUUAACCAACAAGCUGAGAGACCUAGGCAGUCCCAGCAAUACUAUUGGAAGGUUUAAAGCUCAGUCACAUAAUGAUGUGGCUAAUUUAAAGCCAGUACUGAAGACUAGAGACGGCCACGAUGGCUCGAAAAGGUCCGUAGUAAGGACCUGUAGUGCUGAACCGCCAAAGAAAGUUACAUUCAGUGCUUUUGCCACAGUCCAAGUGGUUUAAUUUUUAGUUGUAUCAUACGUAUUUUAGUUUAACUUUAAGACAAGGCUAGGCCGGGAUUUCUGUGUAAAUACAAUUGUAUAAAGUUUAUCUCCGCAAAUAGAACUUUUUAAAAGUUAGUAUUUUAGUCAAAAUUAUGUGUGUUUUUAGAUGUGUCUUAAAUGUAUUAUAGUUAUUUAUUAUUAUUUUAAAAUGUACUAUAUCUACUUAUUGUGCCUACUUUACUUCACACAGUGUGAUUAUAUUGCACCGCUUUAUAUCAUUAUAUCUUUAGUUAUUUAUUGAUACGUUGCACCUAUAUAAUACGUAUAAAAAUUAAUACAUGAUCGCCUCGGAAAUAGAAGAAGUAGAUUGCUUAAUGAGUUCUGGUGGCUCUAAAAUAUUAAGAUUAAUAAGAACAUUAUUAGCCCGUGCUACGUACGGUGGUGUUCAUAAAAGCCAAAAUACUUCGACUUAUUUGCUCAAAUACUUCUCUACAUCUUUGAAAAGCAAUACACGUAUUUGAGAAUAUACCGCAAAGUGCGUAGCGCCACCACCUCGUGUUGAAGAAUAGAAAUGCCACCAAUCUUUGUGAGAGAGAUUGCAGUCGGACCAUUUCGGAAGAAAUAAUGAAAAUGGAUUGUUAUUUAUGUAUUCUAUAAGAAUAUCUAUGAUAAGUAGCCAUAAUAUAAGUAUUUUUCAAUGUGAAUUGGUUUCUUAUCUUGUGUGAAUCCUAGUCGAUGCUUGCUUUUACAAAUUUUUUGGUGCAAAAACGUGGUUUGGAAGCUUGCUUUGUGUAUUCAAUUUUAUUUCUGUGUAUGUUAUGUCUGUUUUUAAUUGGCAUUAUGCGUGCGACUGAUAUUGAGUGAAUGAAUAUUUUUGAAAUUAUAAUGGAGUGUUAUUGGAAGGUGCUAGUUAGCUAAGUUUAUCGCGCGUAGGAAAAGUUACACUUAUAUAAAG